Molecule: messenger RNA, 654 nt
Organism: Rotaria sp. Silwood2
Lineage: Eukaryota; Metazoa; Rotifera; Eurotatoria; Philodinida; Philodinidae
Source: the annotation of a GenBank genome assembly
AUGACUAAAAAAGCGCUUGUUUUUAUUGCUAAUGGAAGUGAAGAAAUUGAAGCAGUAACAACAAUUGAUGUACUUCGAAGAGCUGAAAUCGAAGUUGAUGUUGCAUCAAUUGAAAAAAAUGGUCAUGAUGUUAUAAAAUGUAGUCGUAAUGUUCGUAUUGUACCUGAUAAAUCAUUGGAUGAUAUCAAAAAUAAUCAAUACGAUUGCGUUGUUAUUCCUGGUGGCAAUGAUGGAUUAUUUAUUAAUAGAUUUUAUUUUUCUUCUAUUUUAAAAUUAGGAUCAAAAGUAAUGGCUGCUAAUGCUGAAGUCGGACAAAUUUUAACAAAACAUUAUCAAGAUGGAAAAAUUGUUGCUGCUAUUUGUGCUGGACCACGAGCAUUAUUAUCUCAUAAAAUUGGUGUUGAUCAUAAACAUACAAUAACAUGUUAUCCAACUGUACGUAAAGAAUUUACUGAUGGUGAACCAUAUAAACUUGAUGCACCUGAACAUCUUGUUUGUCAUAGUAAACAUGCAGAAGAAGGUGGCGAAAAACGAGAAUAUCAUCUAGUUACAAGUCAAGGACCUGCUACAACAAUGGUUUUUGCAUUGAAAUUAAUUGAACUUCUUAAGGGCAAAGAUGAAGCAACAAAAGUUAAAGAUGGAUUACUUGUUUAA